CUCGCCAUCUAUCUUUCUCAUCUCGUUAUUUAAACCCAAUUCUUUUUUUUACGGACUAUCAUGGCCAACCCCUCCCACUCCACUUAGUUCCAGCCACUGUCCGGACCAGACUUUCGCGCAAAACGGGGCCCUCUCUUUUAGUCAGUCCCUCUCUCUCUCUCUCUUAACCUAAAUGUCCCUCACUACUACUGGGUGAAUUUACUUGUGAACCUGGGCCCUCCAACCAACAAUCACCCAGUCCUCUGCUCCUCCUCUCCUCUCCUCUCCUCUCCUCCUCCUCCACUAACAAUAAUCCACACCCACUACCACUAACUAACCACCACCUCCUCUUCCAUCUCUCCCAUCCUCUCUCUCUCUCUCUUUUUUCCUCCCCUCAUUUUCUCUUUCCUCUUUAAUCGCUUCUCCCUCGUACGUCAUUUGGGUUAUAUUUGUGGGAGCUUCUUCUUGUGCCUUUUGAUUCUCUCUUUCCCCCUCUCCCGCCCCCAUUCGACCUGCAGGCCCCUCCUUGAAAGUCGUCCCCUCCGGAACUCCCUUUGCGACCCUCCAAUCCCUGAACCCCUCUCCUCCUACUUCCCCCCUCCGAAUCACUCCUCCACCAACCACAACACUCUUUGCUCCCCCCCGACCGCUCCCGACUUCCAUCUGCCCGUCAUGUCGGGGAAAAUGACAUUGUACAAGUUGGUGGUACUAGGAGAUGGUGGUGUUGGAAAGACGGCCCUCACAAUCCAGCUCUGCCUCAAUCACUUCGUCGAGACCUACGAUCCAACCAUCGAAGACUCCUAUCGCAAACAAGUCGUCAUCGAUCAACAGUCAUGCAUGCUCGAGGUGCUGGACACGGCGGGCCAGGAAGAAUACACGGCACUGCGCGACCAGUGGAUUCGAGAUGGUGAGGGCUUCGUCCUGGUCUACAGCAUCACAUCGCGCGCCUCCUUCUCGCGCAUCACCAAGUUCUACAACCAGAUCAAGAUGGUCAAGGAGUCUGCCAGCUCCGGAUCACCCUCCGGCCCGAGCUACCUGGGCUCCCCCAUGAGCCACACAGCCGGUGGCCCACCCCUGCCCGUGCCCGUCAUGCUGGUCGGUAACAAGAGCGACAAGGCUGUGGAGCGCGCCGUCUCCGCACAAGAAGGCCAGGCCUUGGCCAAGGAGUUGGGCUGCGACUUUGUAGAGGCCUCGGCUAAGAACUGCAUCAAUGUUGAGAAAGCCUUCUACGACGUCGUUCGCAUGCUGCGCCAGCAGCGCCAAAACACACAGAAUGCCAAGGGCCGCGGCGGUGGUGCCCAGGGCUUCUCGGGUCACCGAGACCGUGAUGCAGGCCCCGAAUACCCCAAGUCAUUCCGUCCCGAUCGGCGACAUCGCAGUCGUAUCACUUGUGUUCUUCUGUGAUCGGCCGGGUCCGUCCGGGACAUGAGACCCGUCUUGAUGUUCGUUAUCUUUUUGUUUUUUGGUUUCCAGCUUUGAGGUUGCCUUACUCCUAUCAUGGUGAGGGCAGGCUGCCCUCCCUCCCCCUUUUGCACUUUGAUCUUGAUCGCUCGAUUUCUCUCUCUUCUCUUUUCUCCAUGUUUCUUCUUUUCUUUUCCCUUUUUUAUUGGUCUCGGGUGCAUUUUGGACGGGGUGGCUCUGUCUUUUGGUUUACGACCUCGUUCGGCGUCGGCGGCCCCUCUUCCUCGCAAACACACAAACAACCUUUUACUUCCUCAACCACGCAACCCGCACGCGAAUCCUCCAUCUGCUUUUGACUCUUGCUGCCGUUUGAAAAUCGCCCAGCCUAGUCCCGAGGUCCUCAGACGAUCUCACUCAGCUCCUCCCUCGCAAACGAGAAACCCGAGACUGUUCGGGUUCGGUGCCCGCAAUGUUUCUGCGCUUUGGGAAAUACAGUUUAACCUUCUUAUUGGCGCAGUGCGGGAAUUUGGGCUCCUGAAUUCCGGGCGCCGCAUCCACCACGGCUCACACGAACGCCACCGAUACCAAUCUUGUGGGCCGUGCUGUGGAAAAGGGCUGAACGAUGAACCGGCGAAUUUACAAUUGCUCAAGAUGAAUGGUGGAUUUCGUAUUGGGGGCCGAAGCAUUGCAUACUAUUAGGCGCAACCCGACGCCCGCAGAGAAAAGAAGAAAAAAAAAAAGCACACACACACACACACACACACACAUACACAGCUCUCCGGCGACGAAGCCACAAGAUCGCAGUUGCGCAUUAGCAGGCAUUUCGAUAUGAUACCCUACGACUAAGCUUGUUUCUGUUAUUUCCUUUUUGUUUUUUUAAACUUUUUCAUUGGACUACUUUUACUCUACUACUACUACUACUUCCUCUACUGUAUCUCUCCCUCUUGAUCCCAUAUCUCAGAUCUCCAUCUCCCCAUCUUGACACAUCCCUCUCCCCGCAUUUUCUUGCGUAUAUAGACCAAUAACCAAUAACCAAUCGGA
Molecule: messenger RNA, 2421 nt
Organism: Penicillium subrubescens
Lineage: Eukaryota; Fungi; Ascomycota; Eurotiomycetes; Eurotiales; Aspergillaceae
Gene: rasB
Product: Ras small monomeric GTPase RasB
Exons: 2
Coding region: 652-1383 (243 amino acids)
Biological process (GO): signal transduction
Cellular component (GO): plasma membrane
Molecular function (GO): GTPase activity; GDP binding; GTP binding
Source: RefSeq, a predicted model, not a curated record